Messenger RNA from Rosa chinensis, 1590 nucleotides. RefSeq lists its product as uncharacterized. The transcript has a single exon. The coding region runs from base 1 to 1590 and encodes 529 amino acids. The record is from RefSeq and is a predicted model, not a curated record. Lineage: Eukaryota; Viridiplantae; Streptophyta; Magnoliopsida; Rosales; Rosaceae.
AUGGAUAAGUCAUGGAUGAAGGCUGAUAGAAGAUCACUACAGUUUCAGUUAGGACUUGAAGAAUUUCUGAAAUUUGCAUCGGAUAAUGCAAGGGACAUAAAUAAAAUAUGUUGCCCUUGCUUGAAGUGCCAUAACACUGAUUUCGGCGGUAUAGGGCUGAUUAAGGACCAUAUAUUUUUUAACGGUAUUGAUGUUAGUUAUAAGCAUUGGAAGUGGCAUGGAGAACCAUCUGCUUCUGCCUUGCAUGCUCUUAGAGGGGAUUCUGAAACAGUCGAAAUGAAUCCUGAUUUAGGCAUACAAGUAGAAGCUGUAGGGUUAGAGGGUAGUGAGGAUGAGGAGAUUUCGGAAGACUCGAACGAGUUUAUGCAGUUUGUAGAAGAUGGAGAUAAGCCUCUAUAUCCUGGUUGUACCAAGACAACCAAGUUGAAUGGUUUGAUACAAACAUUCAAUAUGAAAGCAAAGCACGGCAUGACUGAUGCGUGCUAUUCAGAUAUGUUAAUUAUGAUUGGCCUCUUGCUUCCAGAAGGAAAUGACUUACCAGGGUCUACUUAUGAGGCUAAAAGAACACUUUCCGCAUUGGGGAUGGGGUAUGAAAAGAUUCAUGCUUGUCCAAAUGACUGCAUCUUGUACAGAUUGCACCAUGCUGAUGCGAUCAGUUGUCCAACUUGUGGUGAAUCAAGGUGGAAACUUGGAAAGGACAAAUCUGAGAAAGAAGGGGUUCCGGGGAAGGUAUUGUGGUACUUCCCUCCGAUCCCAAGGUUCAAACGGAUGUUCCAAUCGACAGUGUCAGCUAAGGAGCUAACUUGGCAUGCCAAUGAUCGAAAGAAAGAUGGAAUGAUGAGGCAUCCAGCCGAUUCCCCAACUUGGAAAAUGAUUGACACAAAAUGGCCAGACUUUGGUCUAGAAAGUAGGAACCUUAGAUUAGCGCUUUCAUCAGACGGGUUUAAUCCACAUAGUUCUCUAAGUAGCAAAUACUCAUGUUGGCCUGUUAUACUUAUCACCUAUAACCUUCCUCCAUGGUUAUGCAUGAAGAGGAAGUACAUGAUGUUGACUAUGUUAAUUUCUGGACCCAAACAACCCGGAAAUGACAUUGACGUCUAUCUACAGCCAUUAGUGGAUGAUUUGAAAGUGUUGUGGGAUGGGGUUGAGAGAGUAUAUGAUGCUGUAAGAGGAGAGUAUUUUAAACUGAAGGCGAUACUAUUAUGGACAAUUAACGAUUUUCCCGCGUAUGGGAAUUUAUCGGGAAGCAUUGUGAAAGGAUACAAUGCUUGUCCAAUAUGUGUUGAUCAGACAAGACCCUAUAGGUUGAAGCACUCUAAAAAAAUGGCAUUCAUGAGGCAUCGACGAUGGCUGCCACGACAUCAUCCUUAUAGAAAGCAAGCUGCUUCCUUCGACAACACCAUAGAGGAGGGUGAAGCUCCUACACCAUUAACUGGAGAGGAGGUGUUGACCAGAGUUCAAGGUCUAAAUCGACCAUUUGGCAAGAAAAACCCUCCUCCCCCUUAUAAGGGUCUUGAAGAUGAAAACAGACCUUGCUGGAAAAAAAGUCUGUUUUCUUCGAACUUGAUUACUGGGAACAUCUUCCGGUAA